This is a messenger RNA of Terrapene triunguis (Three-toed box turtle), 1373 nucleotides long. It is a transcript of the gene NIM1K, whose product is annotated as NIM1 serine/threonine protein kinase. Gene Ontology annotation, molecular function: tau-protein kinase activity; ATP binding; protein serine/threonine kinase activity. Gene Ontology annotation, cellular component: cytoplasm. Gene Ontology annotation, biological process: microtubule cytoskeleton organization; protein phosphorylation; intracellular signal transduction. The transcript is spliced from 3 exons. Lineage: Eukaryota; Metazoa; Chordata; Testudines; Emydidae. The record is from RefSeq and is a predicted model, not a curated record. Bases 1 to 1311 code for a protein of 436 amino acids.
AUGACAACAAGCUAUAUGAAUGGCGGAGGUCUUGGAAACCACCGAUAUGCCAGGUGGAAUCGUGAGGACAGCGGAGAGGACUACGGGCGGGCUGAGUGCUAUGGAGAAGAUGAGGAGGGCAGGAAGCGCAGGCUGACCCCAUUUGAGAAGCUAACCCAGGAUAUGUCCCAGGAUGAAAAGGUGGUGAAGGAAUUAACUCUGGGGAAGAGGAUUGGAUUCUAUCGAGUGAGAGGGGAAAUAGGGAGUGGGAAUUUCUCACAAGUGAAGCUUGGAAUUCAUUCUCUAACCAAAGAAAAAGUAGCAAUUAAGAUUUUGGACAAGACCAAGUUAGACCAGAAGACUCAACGUUUACUAUCCCGUGAAAUUUCCAGCAUGGAAAAACUGCACCACCCAAACAUUAUCAGACUUUACGAAGUGGUGGAAACACUGUCGAAACUGCACCUCGUGAUGGAGUAUGCAGGAGGUGGGGAACUCUUUGUUAAAAUCAGCACAGAGGGAAAGUUAGCAGAAAUGGAAAGUAAAUUAAUUUUCUCCCAGAUUGCAUCUGCUGUGAAACACAUGCAUGAUAACAAUAUCAUUCACCGGGACCUGAAAGCAGAAAAUGUAUUCUAUACCAGUAACACCUGUGUGAAGGUGGGAGACUUUGGAUUCAGCACAAUAAGUAAAAAAGAGGAAACUUUAAACACUUUCUGUGGGUCUCCUCCUUAUGCUGCCCCUGAGCUCUUCCAAGAUGAAAACUAUGUUGGUGUUUAUGUGGACAUAUGGGCACUAGGCAUCCUUUUAUAUUUUAUGACAACUGGUACAAUGCCAUUUCGUGCAGACACAGUGGCCAAACUGAAGAAGUGCAUUCUUGAUGGGACAUAUAGCCUGCCUCCAUACCUUUCAGACACUUGCCAGAAACUGAUCAGAGGAGUUCUUCAGCCAGUCCCAACUGCACGAUACUCUAUUGAAUGUAUUAUGAAGAACGAAUGGAUGCAAGGGAUACAGUAUCCAAAAGCCUUGGAUCCAUUUAAACUGGAUCCAAAGUAUUUAGCAGAGACUAGUACCCUCAAAGAGGAGGAAAUUGAAGUGAAAAAUACCUUGGAAGAUUUGGGAAUCACAGAAGAACACAUUCAAAAUAACCGUGGAAGAGAUUCUCGAAGCUCAAUAACUGGUAUCUACCGAAUUGUUUUGCACAGAGUGCAAAAGAAAAGAGUCCUGGAGACUGUUCCUAUAGUCACGCAACCAGAACCCAAAGAGCAAGAUUUAAAGAAAGGUCACAGUUCAUACCGUGGUAUCAGACAUACAUCCAAGUUGUGUUCAAUUUUAUGAAUUGCAUAUAGCAGACUUUACAUUCAGUAACUUUAACAAGGGGUUUUAUUCAUUUCACAGUA